CUGAAAGGAUUCAAGAUAAGAAUAUCAACUUUAUCCACCAAAGUUUUCACGCCGACUGAAUUAAUUAAACUUCUAGUUUAUCGAAUUUCAUGUAUUCUACUGACUAUAAGUUUAAAAUCUUAUUGAAUCAGAAUCUUCCUUCUGAAACAAUUACAUAUUUCCACACAAGAAAGUUAACUUUUUCUGAUUAUCAUAAACUGUAUAAAUGAUAAACUGUAACAAAAUCAUAACAUGUAAAAUCGGAACAUAACCUGUAAAAAUGGUAAUCUCUUCUCUUUUCAAAGAUUUUUUAUAACCCCAUCAAUCAAAUAUCAACCACGAGUCACUGGAUAUUCAUUAAUUUCAACAACCAUGACUAAGUCGCCUAAUAAUAUAAAAUUGAUUGCUGGGAACUCACAUCCUCAAUUAUGUCAAGCUAUCGCUAAAAAACUAGGUAUUCAAUUAGCCCGUGUGGGUGCAUUUCAAUAUACCAAUAAAGAAACUGCUGUUGCAGUUGGAGAAUCAGUAAGAGAUGAAGAUGUUUAUAUAAUACAAACCUGUUGUAGUGAGGAUAAGAUCAAUGAUUAUUUGAUGGAGUUAUUGAUCACUAUCAAUGCUUGCAAAAUAGCCAGUGCUAGAAGAAUCACGGCGGUGAUACCUAACUUCUUCUAUGCUAGACAAGAUAAAAAGGAUAAAUCUCGUGCCCCAAUCACCGCUAAAUUGAUUGCUAAUUUAUUACAAACAGCUGGUUGUCAUCAUGUCAUAACAUUAGACUUACAUGCUUCUCAGAUUCAAGGAUUCUUUAGAGCUCCAGUUGAUAAUUUAUAUGCUGAACCUUCUACUUUAAGAUUUAUUACUGAACAUUAUGAUAGAAAGGAAUUAAUUAUAGUAUCUCCCGAUGCAGGUGGUGCUAAAAGAGUAGCAUCAAUCGCUGAUAAAUUAGAUGUUAACUUUGCUUUGAUUCAUAAAGAAAGACAAAAAGCUAAUGAAAUCUCAAGAAUGGUAUUGGUGGGUGAUGUAACUGAUAAAGUGUGUGUAUUAGUUGAUGAUAUGGCUGAUACUUGUGGUACUUUAUGUAAAGCAGCUGAAAUUUUACUUGAAAAUGGAGCUAGUAAAGUCAUUGCUAUGAUAACUCAUGGUAUUUUUUCAUCAAAUGCUAUUGAAAAAUUAAAUAAUUCAAAAUUAGAUAAAGUUAUCUGUACAAAUUCUUUACCAUUACAAGAUAAAGUGGCUGCAUGUUCAAGACUUGAAAUUAUCGAUAUAAGUCCAACUUUAGCUGAAGCUAUUAGAAGAUUACAUAAUGGUGAAAGUGUGAGUUAUUUAUUUAAUAAUGUUCCAGAAUAAUUAUAGGGGUAUAAACUAUAUAUAUAUAAACUUUAUAUGUAAAAAAAUAAUAGAGCU
This is a messenger RNA of Scheffersomyces coipomensis, 1380 nucleotides long. Its product is annotated as ribose phosphate diphosphokinase subunit. Lineage: Eukaryota; Fungi; Ascomycota; Pichiomycetes; Serinales; Debaryomycetaceae. Gene Ontology annotation, cellular component: ribose phosphate diphosphokinase complex; cytoplasm. Gene Ontology annotation, molecular function: magnesium ion binding; ribose phosphate diphosphokinase activity. The record is from RefSeq and is a predicted model, not a curated record. Gene Ontology annotation, biological process: 5-phosphoribose 1-diphosphate biosynthetic process; ribonucleoside monophosphate biosynthetic process; purine nucleotide biosynthetic process. The transcript has a single exon. The coding region runs from base 352 to 1323 and encodes 323 amino acids.